Molecule: messenger RNA, 3105 nt
Organism: Pseudozyma flocculosa PF-1
Lineage: Eukaryota; Fungi; Basidiomycota; Ustilaginomycetes; Ustilaginales; Ustilaginaceae
Exons: 2
Coding region: 1-3105 (1034 amino acids)
Biological process (GO): mitotic DNA replication checkpoint signaling
Cellular component (GO): nucleus
Molecular function (GO): ATP hydrolysis activity; DNA replication origin binding
Source: RefSeq, a predicted model, not a curated record
AUGGCUACCAACGGCGAAGACGACAUCGAUGCCAUCAAGUCGAGGCAGAACCUGUCCGCCUCCAGCACACCGAUGCAGCAGGGCCUGCCCGGCGUCCGCAUCCCGACCAGCGUCUCCAGCCAGGGGCUCGCAAGGAUCCUCCGCAAGCCCCGCCUUUCUCGCAACGCAUCGACACCGGCUUGCUCUUUGGCCGCUGCUGCAGACACGAGACGGUCUGCCUUCGCCUCGAGCAACCAAGGCUCUCCCAGCAAGGCCGGCAGUCGACCCACGGGGCCUCGGCGCUCAAGCUCCUCGAUCUCGUCCAGCAGGCGCUCGAUCCUCGGCAGCGAACGCAUGAGCGAUUCGGAGUCGUCGGACGACGAGAACGGCAGCCAGGGUCGCAACCGCCUGGGCGGCUGCUCGCAGCAGUCGCAGGGCAGCGACGAGCCCAACGACGGCAACAAGGAGAACGUGGCCCCCUUCCGCUGCGCCAGCUCCGACAUUCUCAACCAGGAGGCUCGCGACGCCCAGGAAGAGUCGGUCGCCCGUCGCACCCGCGGUCGGCGAAGCUCGCUGAUGGAGCGGCAGUCGUCCGCCGUCGCCUCUCCCGUCGACAGCACCCCUCGGGCCGUCAACGCCGCCGAACGCACCGACCGCAUGAGGAGGCCCCAAACGCUGGCGGCAACCCGCUCGAUCGUGUCCAGCCCUUCCUCCGUGGCUCUGCCGCGCACGCCCUCGAAGCGCACCACCCGGAGCCGCUCGGAUCUUGCAUCGCGCUCCUCGCCCGCCACUUCGAGCCUUCUGAGCACACCGCCGCGACCCGCGUUGGCCAACUAUGGCAGCAGCAGCAACAGCAGCUGCAGCAGCGGGAGGAAGCGCUCCCGUCAGGCCAUCGACGAGGACGUCGAGGACCGCGCAGGCCUCAGGACACCCGGCACGCCCUUCUCGAGAAUGCGGCUGAGUCCCCGCAAGGCGGCCGCGACCUCCGACACCGCCAGCUUCGACGUCGAGGACAUGGACAGCUACUUUGGAUCCCAGGCAUCUUCCGGCACUGCAAGUGGUUCGCUCUUCGACGCCUCCAGCCAGGCAGGGAGCUCGUCGAGCGCCGCCACCACGGCCAUGACUUCGCGCGAACCCUCGCCCACGGUGCACGACGCUCUGGCAAAGUCUUCGAGCAUGCCCGCGGCCGAGCAGUACUCGAACGUCUACUCGCACGCGCGGGCCAUGCUCCGUUACGCGGCCGGCGUCGAUCCCGCCGAGACCGAGGCUGGCCUCACCAUUUGCGGCGACCGUCGAACCGACUCGCACGUCAAGGUCGUCGGCAGGGCAAAGGAGCGUGUCGCCAUCGAACAGUUCCUCGACCAGCGACUCGGCCUCUUCCCGAACGCCAAAUCCCGCGCCGACAGCCUCGAUGUCGAGCUCGAUGGCGACACCGAGUCCGGAUGCCUGUACGUCUGCGGACUCCCCGGUACGGGCAAGACGGCGCUGGUCCGGUCGGUGCUCAACGGCCUGUCGUCGUCGACGGUGUCGGAAAGGGCGAGGCCGACCCGCAUCGCCUUUGUCAACUGCAUGACGCUCUCGCACCCGCGCUUCGUGUUCGGUAAAGUGCUGAGCGCGCUGGGUUCGGACGCCGCCGAGGGCCAGUCGGAUGUCGAGGCCGAGCGGGCACUGUCCAGCCUGAUCAAGGACGGAAGCCAGCGCAUCCUCAUCGUGCUCGACGAAAUGGACCACCUGCUGCACAGCCGGGCGCACCAGAACGUCCUCUACCGGCUCUUUUCCUGGGCCUCGCCGAUGGCUCCGGCGGGCAAGCGGCGGUCCGCUCCGUCCUGCAGCCUGAUCGGUAUCGCCAACUCCCUCGACCUCACGGAGCGGUUCGUGCCGCUGCUCGCCAGCAAGGGCGCAUCGCCGGCGCUGCUCCACUUCCGGCCUUUCGAGGCGACAGAAAUCGUCAACGUCAUCCGAGACCGCCUCAUGGGGCUGCAUCCGAGCUACGUGGAGGUCACGGGAGCCGGAUCCACGCAGGCCAUGGACGUCGAUGACGAUGCCAGCACCGGCGCCGCUGCGAAUGCUGGCGAAGGACAGAAGCCGAGUAAAGACCUACCGCUCUUCACACCCGCCGCGGUCGAGCUGCUGGCGAAGAAGAUCGCCGCGGCGACUGGAGACCUGCGCAAGGCGCUCGACGCCGCAAGGCUGGCCGUCGAGAUGGUCGAGGCCGAGCAGAGGAAGAAAGCCCUCGCCGAGGCUUCCAAGCAGCAGGAGUCCGCCGGUUCAGAAUCGAUCGAGACCGAGGCCAGUCAAAGCGAGGGCAGCGCACCUGCUGUGGCCGCGGGCGCCGCCGCCGUCACUGUCUUCGCCACGGCAGAAUCGGCCUCGGCGCGUGCCAAGGUCCUCAGCCACCUGACGCCAGAGACGGCUGCCAAGGCCGGACCGGCGCACAUCCUCAAGGUUCUCGCGACGGUGCUGGGCAGCCCGAACCUGUCCAAGAUCCGCAACCUCGGUUUGCAGCCGAAGCUCGUGCUGCUUUCGCUGCUCGUCGCCGACCUCCGCGCCCGGGAGGGCAUGGCCGUCCUGGGCUCGGCCUCGGGCUCGCAGGCGCCGCGCGUGUCCAAAGGCUCGCUGUCGAGCGGCCUCCGGCUGUCCGAGGUCGAGUCGACCUAUGCGUCGCUGCUCAAGAACGACGGCACCUUUUCGGCGCUCGAGAGCUCCGAGCUGCUUGGCGUCUUUGAGCUGCUCGAGGUGCAGGGCAUUCUCCGCCUCUGCUCCGACGCCGAGGCCGGCGCCGCGUCGUCGUCGCGAUCGUCGCUGAACGUGGCCGUGAUGAGCAGCGGCGUGUCGCCGAGCGGCAAGCGGGCGGCCAAAAAGCAGCUCCUCGCUGCCAACCGGACCGCGGCCCUGCUGGUGGCGGCCGACGACGUGCUCAAGGGCAUCACGACCGCCGCGCCCGCAUCCUCGACAGCGGCGGCCGGGUGCAGCAGCACGCUCGUCGACACGAUCCGGCGGAUCUGGUCCAAGGAGGAGGAGCGCGUGGUGCGCUCACGCGGGUGGGAGGCCAUGGCGCGCGAAAAGGAGGCGGUGAGGAAGGAGGAGCUGGGAGGGGGCAGGGGCCAGGUCGCCAUUGGCCUGUAA